AUGUUCCAAGCUGUAAGAACCAUAGCUCUACACUCACCUUCACUAUGCACAGUCGCUUCAGAUAAACCAUCAUCACAAUCUCCUUCAACAAUUUCCAAACCAAACACAACCCAUUUAACUCCCAAACCCAAAAGCCUCCUCCAAAACCACCCUCUUUACACACAAACUCAUGAAAAACUCUCCCUUCACUUCAAAGAAAAAAUCUUAUGUCUUGAAGUAAUGGGCAUUGAUUCAGGUAAAGCACUUUCCCAAAACCCUAACCUUCACACAGCUUCCAUAGAAUCCAUUCAUUCCAUUAUCUCCUUCCUUGUCUCCCACGGCAUCCUACAUAAAGAUCUUCCAAGAAUCUUUGGCAUGUGCCCAAAGAUUCUCACUUCAAGCAUCCAAACUGAUCUCAUCCCAGUUUUUGAUUUUCUUGUCCGUGAACUUAAAGUGCCUGAUUAUAACUUUAGAAAAGUUGUGAAAAAGUGUCCAAGAUUGCUUACUUCUAGCGUGGUGGAUCAGCUUAAACCAGCUUUGUUUUAUUUAAAGAGAUUAGGGUUAAGGGAUUUAGAGGCUUUGGCUUAUCAAGAUUCUGUUCUUUUGGUUUCCAAUAUUGAAAGGACACUUAUUCCUAAGCUUAAGCAUUUGGAGAGCAUGGGAUUUACUAAAGAAGAGACUAGGUUUAUGGUUUUGAGGUGUCCUCCUUUGUUGACAUUUAGUAUUGAGAAUAAUUUUCAGCCAAAGUUUGAGUAUUUUUCUGUGGAAAUGGGAGGGAAGUUGGAGGAGUUGAAAGGGUUUCCUCAGUAUUUCUCUUUUAGUUUGGAGAAUAGGAUCAAAGUUAGACACAAGGAGGUUGUUGACAGUGGAGUCAAUUUGCCUUUGUCAUUGAUGCUUAAAAGUACUGAUGAUGAGUUUAGGGAGUUGAUAAAGAAAGGGAAUGGAGGUGGAUGA
This is a messenger RNA of Lathyrus sativus (Indian pea), 933 nucleotides long. The record is from the annotation of a GenBank genome assembly. NCBI's taxonomy places the organism in Eukaryota, Viridiplantae, Streptophyta, Magnoliopsida, Fabales, Fabaceae.